AUUGUAUACCCCGGCAUAUUUACACAUUUACAUAUCUUUUAAGAAAUAAAUAUUUAAAUAGAUAGGUAAAUGCUUAAAUAAACUUGCCAAGUGGCAGGAAAAUACUUGAUGUUAUAAGCUGAUAUAAAAUAGAAAGCGUUAAUUAACAACUAAAUUAAAAUGAAAUACUUAAUUCUUUUAGCAGUGAUUGUAAUUAAUGCUUGCUUAGUGUGCAGUAGUCAAAUUGUUUCAGCUAGGCUUGAGAGUUGUCCAGGAUGUUCCUUAAACCGACUAGAAGAUGUUAAAAAAUUUGCCUAUCAUGACAUUCAGACUUAUGAAAAUGUUGAAUGGAAAAAGAUUUCUGGAGCUCCACCAGAGCUAGUAUUUCUUGAUGAUCAAGGUGAAGAAGUUGAAAGAGUACCUUUGAAAACUCUAAAUAGAGAUGAGUGUAACAAUGUCUUACUUUCUAGAGGAUUUGUUAAAAAGACAGAGGAAAAAGAGCUGUGAACAAUUUUACACCAAAAAGUACAGAUAAUAAAUAUGUAAUGUAAUUUAAUAAUAUAUACUGUACAUAUUACAGAAAACAAUAAAUAAAUCUUAAAUUGAAGUAUUUU
Diabrotica balteata is the source of this 593-nucleotide messenger RNA. The record is from the annotation of a GenBank genome assembly. NCBI's taxonomy places the organism in Eukaryota, Metazoa, Arthropoda, Insecta, Coleoptera, Chrysomelidae.